AUUCCUUCCACAGCUCUUGCUAAUUUGUGUACGGCUUUGUAAGUUUGCUAAAGUUAAGAGAGAAUCUCUUGAUUCGAACAGUCGUCGACCGCCGACGGCCGACUGCCGCGGUUAACUAGUGAGCAGGCGACGCUGAAGAGCGCGACAAUGCUUGGCUAUAAACCUAUCGGAGCGCCUGCGAAAUGCGGUGUUUCAAGUACCCGAGCCGUUCGGCCAGCAUGCAUUUCACGUCGACCAGUUGCGGUGCGGGCAGCGGCUGGGCCAUUAGGCAGUAAUUCUGAUAAAUAUGACUACAUCCUCGUCGGUGGUGGAACCGCCGGCUGCGUCCUUGCCAACAAGCUGUCCGCAGACGGCAAGAAGAAGGUCCUCGUGCUUGAGGCCGGUCCCUCCGGUGACGCUCUAGAGGUGGCUGUCCCCGCCGGCAUCACGCGCCUGUUCGCGCACCCCGUGCUGGACUGGGGCAUGUCCUCCCUCACGCAGAAGCAGCUGGUCUCGCGGGAGGUCUACCUGGCCCGCGGGCGGCUGCUGGGCGGCUCCUCCGGCACCAACGCCACGCUGUACAACCGCGGGUCGGCGGCGGACUACGACAGCUGGGGGCUGCCGGGCUGGAGCAGUCGCGAGGUGCUGGACUGGUUCGUGAAGGCGGAGUGCUACGCGGAGGGUCCCAAGCCCUACCACGGCCAGUCCGGCUCCAUGCACGUGGAGCAGCCGCGCUACCAGAACCCGCUGCACGAGGAGUUCUUCCGCGCCGCCGCGGCAGCCGGGCUACCGGCCAACCCGGACUUCAAUGACUGGAGCAGGCCGCAGGAUGGCUACGGUGAGUUCCAGGUGUCGCAGCGGCGGGGCGAGCGAGCGGACACCUACCGCACCCACCUCAAGCCGGUGAUGGGCAGGGGAAACCUCAAGGUAAUCACGGGCGCCCGCACCACCAAGGUGCACAUUGAGAAGGGCGCUGGCGGUGCUCGGACCCGCGGGGUGGAGUUUGCAACGCAGCAGUUCGGGGAGCGGUACAGCGCCGAGUUGGCCCCGGGCGGCGAAGUGCUCAUGUGCGCGGGAGCCGUACACACGCCCCACCUGCUGAUGCUGUCCGGGGUGGGACCCGGUGCGGCGCUGCGGGAGCAGGGGGUGGGGGUGGUGGCGGAUCUGGCGGGGGUGGGGGCCAACCUGCAGGACCACCCCGCGGCGGUGCUGGCGGCCAGGGCCAAGCCCGAGUUCGAGCGGCUGUCCGUCACCUCCGAGAUAUACGACAGCCGCUGCAACCUGCGGCCGGGGGCGCUGGCGGCGUACCUGCUGGGCAGGCGGGGGCCGCUGGCGACCACGGGGUGCGACCACGGAGCCUUCGUGCGCACAUCGGCCGCCACCACCCAGCAGCCCGACCUGCAGGUCCGCUUCGUGCCGGGCUGCGCGCUGGACCCGGACGGCGUGAAGGCGUACAUCGCAUUCGGGGAGCUGAAGAAGCAGGGGCGCGCCUGGCCGGGGGGCAUCACCAUGCAGCUGCUGGCCAUCAGGCCCAAGAGCAGGGGAAGCAUCGGUCUCAAGGCGGCUGACCCCUUCAUCAACCCCGCCAUCAACAUCAACUACUUCUCCGCCCCCGAGGACCUGGCCACCCUGAAGGCCGGGCUGCGGCUGGCGCGGGACAUCGCACGGCAGGAGCCCCUGCGCAAGUACCUGGAGGAGGAGACAUUCCCCGGCGAGCGCGCCUCCAGCGAGCAGGACCUGGAGGACUACCUGCGCCGCACCGCGCACAGCGGCAACGCGCUGGUGGGCAGCUGCGCAAUGGGCACCUCGCCCGCCGCGGGGGCCGUAGUGAGCGCGACUGACCUCAAGGUGUUUGGCGUGGAGGGACUGCGUGUGGCGGAUGCGUCCGUGCUGCCGCGCAUUCCCGGCGGACAGACGGCGGCGGCGACGGUGAUGGUGGCGGAGAGGGCGGCGGCGAUGCUGAGGGGCGAGGCGAGCAUUGCGGCGGCGGUGCCGAAGCGUGAGCCGGUGACGGUGUGAGGAUGGAGGGCGAGAGGAGUGGCGAGAGGAUGGGAAACGGGGAGCUUUUGUGGAUGUUCAGCACGGUGCGAGCGAGGUGGAUAAGCAGACGGAGGUGUGAAAGCUUGGCUCGUAAUAUUGUUCGCGAAAAGCAGGUACAUGCUGGUAAUGUGAUACAUGCCGGUAAUAUGCAUCAUGUGCGGGCAUUGUGACCCUUUGUGCCCAAUUCCUCAAGGUGUGAUCCUUUUUGCAUGUUGGAUGCAUGCGUAUGACGGGACAGCCUGAACAUCAAGUUUGGAAAAGGUGAGGGCGAGUAUUGUCUUUUGUGUUACAAGUAUGAAUAAGGCUACCAGUACCAAUUUCUCGUAAGAACGCAUGGAUGAUCUUUACCCUCGAGUAUUCUUCCCCAACACGGCUCUGAUUGAUGUGCUUGUCGUUAAGCUGUUGUUGGCAAUCAGGCUUAAAGCUCUGCAGCAAGCUAUCGGCUUCGUGUAUAUAUCUGGGUAUCACAGGGGAUUCUCCCGGCUAACAUGUAACCCUAAUGAAAAA
Messenger RNA from Astrephomene gubernaculifera, 2526 nucleotides. The record is from the annotation of a GenBank genome assembly. NCBI's taxonomy places the organism in Eukaryota, Viridiplantae, Chlorophyta, Chlorophyceae, Chlamydomonadales, Astrephomenaceae.